Aspergillus aculeatus ATCC 16872 is the source of this 1383-nucleotide messenger RNA. RefSeq lists its product as uncharacterized. The transcript is spliced from 3 exons. NCBI's taxonomy places the organism in Eukaryota, Fungi, Ascomycota, Eurotiomycetes, Eurotiales, Aspergillaceae. The coding region runs from base 1 to 1383 and encodes 460 amino acids. The record is from RefSeq and is a predicted model, not a curated record. Gene Ontology annotation, molecular function: FAD binding.
AUGACCGAAACAUAUCCAGUAGCGAUCAUCGGACGAGGCCCAGUCGGCCUGGUAUCUUCGACCCUCUUGUCCCAGCAAAGAAUCCCUCAUGUGGUGUUCGAGCGUCAUUCAUCAACCUCAAUCCAUCCGAAAGCCUGUGGCAUGAAUAUGCGCACCAUCGAGAUCUUCAGCCAAAUGGGUAUCGAAGACCAAGUCCUGGAACAACGCGCACUACCCGAGACUGUCAGCCGAAUAGCCUGGUACACCAACCUUGGACCCAAUGGUCUAGAGAUUAUCGGACGGGACACGUGGGAAGGAGGGAAAUACGUGGACGAAUACAAACGGGCAAGCCCUUGCCCGUAUGUCGUAAUCCCCCAGAUCCGCCUGGAACCUAUCCUGCUUCAGCAAGCCAGGAAGUUGAAUCCGCAUGGGAUCCAUUACGGGGUGGAAGUAACGGACGUUGACGGGGGUGGUGAUCAUGUGAGCUUGACCAUCUGUGAGAAGGGCAAGUCAGAGGCUCGCAAACUCAAGGUCUGCUACGUCGUCGGGGCAGAUGGUGGACGGGCAUUGACCGAUAACCUCGGAAUCAAGUGGGAGGGAGAAAAGGACAUUGUAGAGAUGGUCUCGGCGCAUUUCAAAGCACCCAUCAGUUUGCAUCACCCGGACCCUCGGGUGUUCAUCACCUGGUGUAUUGACCCAAAGCAAGGCGGGAGCAUCAACACGGGGUAUCUCUACCACCUUGGUCCGUAUCCAAGCAUACCAGAGACAGAGGAGUGGUUAUUCGCAUGCGAAAUCAAUCCCGAUGAACCCAAAGAAUUCACGGCGGAGGACAUGGUCAAGAGAAUGCACGGCACCCUUCACAUCCCGAAUCUGGAGGUGGAGAUUAAAAGCAUCAGUCAUUGGCGCGUAAACAGCAUUGUUGCGGAGCGAUACCGAAGUCCCAAGGGCCGCAUCUUCCUCAUUAGCGACGCUGCUCAUCCCCUCCAGAGCUUUUUCAACCCUCUAGACGCUGAUUAUGAUGCCCGGUGUCGAGCGGUCUACAUGGCUCUGGAGAGCUUGGACAGCGAGUUCCACGCGCUGGGUGCGGAAAUCGGUUGGAAUUCUCCGGAUCAUGGUGGGCAACUUCUUCUAAAUGGCGAGUUGGAUUGCAUAGAAUAUCAUGCCUCCAUCUUACCAGGUCACAAUGUGCCUCAUGCAUGGCUCGAAAGAGACGGUGUCACUCUUUCGACCCGAGAUUUGCUCCCACCUGAUAGGUUCGUGUGGCUCACAUCGGAGCCAUACUACAGAGAAAGACCCGAGCACGAUCUCGUCAGAAUUGAACGGAUUGGCGGAGAUUUGGGUUGGCGAGAUGUUGACGGGAAAUGGGCGGAGUCAUCCCAUGCGCAGCGAGUGGCCAGCGUUUGA